Molecule: messenger RNA, 1980 nt
Organism: Fraxinus pennsylvanica
Lineage: Eukaryota; Viridiplantae; Streptophyta; Magnoliopsida; Lamiales; Oleaceae
Source: the annotation of a GenBank genome assembly
AUGCCGAGUGUUGAUGAGAAAGAAGAUGUUUUCUUUGAUACCGCAAUUUACUUGUCAUCCGAAGAGUCUGUUGUAGAGGAAAAAAAUCUGGCGUUUUAUGAUUUAGGGGACAAUCUUUGGUUGAGUGAGCCACAGAGUGUCAAGGAAAGAAGGGAAAAUUUCUUGCAAAGAAUGGGUUUCGCUGAUUGGAAAUCCCUUGGUGAACUAGAGGCAAUGCGGUUGGAAAGGGUUAUGGAAUCUAGUGGAGCUGUUUCCAGUUCGUGCGGUUUGCCUACUUGUAGUACAGGUGACAAUUUGGAGUGUGACAGACCGGAAUUGAAUGGUGAAGCAAAUUGUUCACUUGAUGAUCCUGACCAGGAUUGGUUGGAUGAUAUGGCCAUUGAUGUAGAUAGGGACAUCAAUGAGGAUUCUGUGGAACAAUGUGAUAAUGGAGAAAUGCAGCCUUGUCUAGAAGAUUGCAAGUACGUGGAUAAGAAAAAGAGGAAAAUGAUGUGCUGGUGGAAAAGCUUCUCACAGACAAUGAGGAAAAAUCGAGGUAAAGCAGGAAAUGCUGCUUGGGUGAAGAUGGAACAAAAUAAGAAAAGGUUUAUGGAAUGCUCUGCUGUCUAUAUUGGACAAGAAAUUAGAGCACACGAUGGCCUAGUCUGGACAAUGAAGUUUAGUCCUGAUGGCCAAUAUCUGGCUAGUGGAGGUGAAGAUGGGGUUGUUUGCAUAUGGCAUGUUAGUUCGAUAGAUGCCGCUACCAAUACUAAGGAAUGCAAGUUUGGUAGCCAGGACAUGAAAGGUCCAUCCAGUUCUCGGAGGAAAAAGUCAAGUCACCCUUCUGUCAUCAUUCCUGAAAGGAUUUUCCACAUCGAAGAGGAGCCAUUGCACAAGUUUCAUGGUCAUGGCAGUGAUGUUUUAGACCUUGCAUGGUCCACAACUAAUCAUCUUCUUUCAUCAUCAAUGGACAAAACUGUUCGUUUAUGGCAAGUAGGUUCUGAUGAAUGUCUUGGCAUUUUCCAUCACAGUAAUUAUGUAACGUGUGUUCAAUUCAAUCCUGCGGACGAGAACUACUUUCUCAGUGGCUCCAUAGAUGGUAAAGUUCGAAUAUUUGGAGUUACCAAGAGGAGAGUUGUUCAUUGGGCUAAUAUGCAAGAUCUAGUAACAGCAAUUUGUUACCAGCCAAAUGGAAAAGGUUUCGUUGUUGGUUCUCUUUCUGGUACCUGCCAUUUCUACGAAACAUCAGCUGACGAAAUUGAGCUAAAAGCAGAAAUAAACAUUCAGGGUAGAAAGAAAUCUUCCAGCAACAGAAUCACUGGCAUUCAGUUUCUGAAAAAUGACUCUCAGAGAGUGAUGAUAACAUCAGAGGACUCCAAAAUUCGGAUACUUGAUGGGCUUGAGGUUGUCCGUAAAUACCGAGGUCUAGCAAAGUCAGGAAGUCAGAUGUCAGCUUCUUUUACUUCUAGUGGGAGACACAUAAUAUCAGUUGGGGAGGACUCACGUAUUUAUGUGUGGAAUUAUGAUGAUUUGUGCGUCCAGACACCCAAACAAGCCAAAUCCUCCCAAUCCUGCGAGCAUCUCUUCUUUGAGGGUGUUUCUGUUGCACUACCUUGGUCAGGUUUGGCGAUAGAACAAAAUAGUUUUGCUUGUGGCAGUUCCAAGUCUGAUGUACAAACACUUGAUCACCAAGAAGCAUCCUCUAGGUUUCAGGAUUCAGAACGUUUCUCCCUUGCAAAUUGGUUCUCCACAGAUUUCUCAUCCCGAGCCGCCACAACAUGGCCGGAGGAAAUACUUCCUUCAUGGGAGUUACAAUCUGUUGAACAUGAUUGUCUGCCAUGUAGUAAUUAUGGCGAUCAUCUUCAUCAGCAGCUGCAGCACAAGAAUAACAGCCAUGGAUCCAAAAAUCUAUCUGCAACAUGGGGUCUUGUGAUUGUGACAGCUGGUUCGGAUGGAAUGAUCAGGACAUUCAACAAUUAUGGAUUGGCAGUCAGGAUUUAG